Molecule: messenger RNA, 1701 nt
Organism: Penicillium lagena
Lineage: Eukaryota; Fungi; Ascomycota; Eurotiomycetes; Eurotiales; Aspergillaceae
Product: ferric reductase family protein
Exons: 7
Coding region: 1-1701 (566 amino acids)
Biological process (GO): iron ion transport; copper ion import; intracellular iron ion homeostasis
Cellular component (GO): plasma membrane
Molecular function (GO): ferric-chelate reductase activity
Source: RefSeq, a predicted model, not a curated record
AUGCCCGAGAGUGUCAAGAGGACCGCACUGUGGCGCAAGAUAACCUCCGUCUCUCGCUACUUCGCCUACCGAGGAUAUAGAUUCCCGGCUAUGCAAUACUGGUCUCCCUCGUUGGGGGUGAUUGUGCUAGGAGUAGUCGGUGCUGUUUUUUUCUUCGCAAUGACACUUGGACCUAAGCCUUAUUACUGGCCGACGGAUGCCAGCUACGGAGGUAGCCCGCCUAUUGCGACUCGAGCUGGCUGGAUGGCCCUUGCCUUGUUGCCUUUUGUACUAGCCUUGAGCGCCAAAGCGAAUAUGAUUUCUGCCUUGACUGGUGUUCCACAUGAGAAGCUCCAGGUGUUCCACCACUGGGUCAGCUAUGCCAUGUUCGUUCUGGCCUUGAUCCACACAUUUCCCUUCAUUGUCUACAACAUCUCGCAAGGUGAUAUGGUUAAUGAGUGGAAGACAAGCUUAGUCUACUGGACUGGAAUUGGUGCUAUCAUUCCGCAGGCAUAUCUGACCAUCAUGUCUUUACCUUCCAUCAGAAACCGUUUCUAUGAGUUCUUCAAGGCAACCCACAUUAUCGCAGCUGUGGUGUUUGUUGUCUUCUUUUUCCUCCACUGCGACUUCCGUCUUUCCUCUUGGGACUACUUCGUCGCCACCGGCACAAUCUACCUUCUCUGUCUCUUCACCGCACAAACUCGCACCUAUCUCAUGCAUGGCCUUCACAACGCAAUGCUCGAGCGCCUCCCCAGCGGUCUUGUCCGUGUGGUCGUACCAACCAUCAUCAAAUGGACUCCCGGCCAACACUUCUUCAUCCGCUUCCUCACACCAGACCUACAUCUUCUCACAGCACACCCAUUCACCAUAUCCUCUGCCUGCAACGACCCAGAUGCAACAGGCAAGGCAUCGGAGUUGGUCUUCUACAUCAAGCCGCACGGCGGCGUCACCGCCCGUCUUGCAGCCCUCGCAGAACAACGACCCGGCGGAUCCAAGAGGAUACUCCUGGAAGGGCCGUACGGCGGCGUAAGCGCGCCUCACAUGGCUCGCUUUGACAUCAUCCUUGUCAUCGCCGGGGGCUCGGGCGGUGGGUUUUCGCUCGCCAUGGUCGACGAGGCGCUCCGUCUAAACAGCCUAUCCGACUGCAGCAGCACCAACAAGCUGGACUGCGAAAAUGAAUGUCGCCGCCGGAACCUGCAGGUCGUCUAUGCGACACGCGACACUGCCAUGGCAGACUGGUACGUCGAAGAGAUCGAGUCGCGCCUCUCCCAUUCGACUACACUAUCCACUACGGCAGACAACGGCUUCGACACAUCAGUCUCCGUGCAUAUCACCUCAAACCGCACCUCGGCCCUCUCACAGGCCUCCUCGAGCGCAUCCGUCUCUACGUCGAGCCCCGACACUCCCUCUACCACCGCAGGGGAUGAGAAAGAAAAGGGAACGUCCGGCAAAGAUGGAAUCGAAACUACGACGACAGGCUCUUUUAGUCUGAAUGUCAGCCGCAAUGCCCAUCCGUACAUCCCCGAUCUUAUAGAGCGCACCAUUGCCUCCGCGCGCGAACAGCGCUGUCCUGGAGGUCGGAAACCGCGCAUUGGCGUGGUGGUUUGUGGGCCGGCGUCUAUGCUGCAUGAUACCCGGAACGCCGCGGCGGCGGCGCAGAAGAGCGUCCUGGCUGGCGAGGUGGAGGAGCUAUAUUUGCAUUCGGAGCCUUUUGCGUGGUGA